Messenger RNA from Ahaetulla prasina, 1692 nucleotides. It is a transcript of the gene SH2D7, whose product is annotated as SH2 domain containing 7. The transcript has 6 exons. Bases 1 to 1692 code for a protein of 563 amino acids. NCBI's taxonomy places the organism in Eukaryota, Metazoa, Chordata, Lepidosauria, Squamata, Colubridae. The record is from RefSeq and is a predicted model, not a curated record. Gene Ontology annotation, cellular component: cytoplasm.
AUGCAGAAUCAGCCGGUGGGACUCCCCUCCACAGGAAGGGAAAGGCAAAGGGAAAGGCAGCCUUCGGAGAUGCUGAAAGACCUGAUCUUAAGAUGGUUCCUGGAAACGCAGAUUGCUCUCCUCUUGCAAGAGGGCAGAUUGCCAGACUGGUUCCAUGGAUUCCUGACCAGACACAUUCUUCCUCAAUUUUUUUUUACUUUUUUUUUUUUCUCGUUUUUAUCUUUAAAUCCUCUUCAGUCAUAUUUAAAAAGGGAAUCCUUGUCAAAAUUCCUCUCUUGUAUCAGGGAAACUGAGACGCUGCUGGAAAACAGAGAGUUUGGCUGCUUCCUGAUCAGGUUGAACGAAAAAGCCUUCGGCUACAUCCUUUCCUACCGAGGGAAGGAUCGCUGCCGUCAUUUUGUCAUCAGCUGCCACCGCAGUGGGCAGUACGUCGUCUCCGGAGACACACGGGCGCAUGCGAAUUUGACUGAACUGAUCGGCUACUACCAGAGGUCUGAGAUUCAGCCCUUUGGAGAAAACCUCACGUCGGCCUGUCCCAAGCUGGAGGAGAAAAGUAUAUAUGAUGAAAUAUCUUCAGAUCGAAGUCCCAGUGCAGAUGCUUCAACACCGAGCAGGAACCCAUCUGCCGAUUCGCUGGUUACCCGGAAUCAUUUCACCAAUCAGCCAGGACAUCCAAGGACUCCACUUCAGGAAGAGCAGAAGUCUCUUUUCAAGGAACGUCAAAAUUCAAAGGAGGAUCCAGAUGCAGCCCCCCCAAUACCAGACAGGUCCUGCUUGCUGGAGUCAUUGUCUCUGGAGGAAGAGGUUGGAGAUGAAGGAACUAUUUACUCAGCUGUGAAGAAACUUCCUUUAGAUAAAAGAAGCUUGGGAAAGUCAAAAGAGGGGGCCAGAAUUUUUGGGGACACUAAGGCAAAGGGAUCUGUAGGACUGGGCCAAGGUCACAGCUCUCCUUGCCAAAGGAAGAAAGAAUUUGGAUUGGCCAAGCAAUCAGACACACCAUUCACCAUAAAAGUGAAUCCUGCAGACCCAGCUCAACCAGUCACAAAUUAUUCUAGGAUUGCCAUAGACCAACCCAAAAACUGUUGGAUAUCUGCUGAGCCCCACAAUUAUCAGUCCACCUUUUUAUUGUCCAAGAAAUCAGCCGUUCUUAAUUAUCCACUUUCAAAACUAUCUCCCACAUUGCUGAAUAAAUCCAAAAAUUCGGAAGAGUUCCAUGACUCUCCUCUCAGGAUCAACACGAGGUCGGUGGUCAACAAAGAACAUGGGCAACUAAACCAACCCAAAUCCUUGUCUGAACUCCCAAAGGAACGCAUGGAUGAGAAGAUCCAACCAUCUACCUUAUGGGCGGACAACACAACUAAUACUCAGGAAUCGUUCAGGUGGGCAAAAGGUAUCUUCCUUGGCUCAGAAAAACCUCCCAAGGUUUCCCUCAGCAGAUCCAAAGGGUCUUAUGAUCAAAUCUCCAGAAAGUUUGGUCAUGUCUCCAAGCUUCAGAUCAACCCUGAGAGUCCAUAUGAAAAAAUACCUGAUCCUUACUCUCAACGCUCCUCAACCACAAGUCAAGCUGCAUCUCUGGAGGACCCCUACGAGCAGGUUCCCUAUCUGCCAGGGAAAAGACUAGAAGGAAAGGUCGCCCAAAAGAGUGAGAAGCCCAGAAGGUUCCCCUUCGCAGAGAAGAAGCCUAAAUCCUGA